AUGGCUGGCCGUUUCGUGAGAGCUUCCAAGUAUCGUCAUGUCUUUGGACAAGGCGCAAAGAAGUGCUAUGACAACCUGCGCAUCUCCAAAAACGCCUGGGACACCAACCUGAUCAAGGCCAACCCCGAAUACAUCGCAGUCAACUGGGAAGCCAGCGGAGGUGGCGCUUUCGCCGUUAUCCCCAUCAACGAGAAGGGCCGCGCGCCCGACCAGAUCCCCCUCUUCCGCGGGCACACGGCUGCCGUCCUCGACACUGACUGGAGUCCCUUCAACGACUCGCUGAUUGCAUCUGCCUCUGACGAUGGCAAAGUCUUCAUCUGGAAGGUGCCGGAGAACUUCACGCUUCACACAGACGCCGAAGAGCCCGCAGAUGUUUCUCCGCAGGUGAAGCUUAGCGGCCAUAUGAGGAAAGUCGGACACGUCCUCUUCAACCCCGCGGCCGAGAACGUACUCGCCUCCUCGUCUGGUGAUUGCACCGUGAAGCUCUGGGAUGUCGAAGCUGGCAAAGCGAGGCUUACCCUUACGCACAAAGACAUCGUCCAGUCCUUGUCGUGGAGCGCCGACGGAGCAUACCUGGUUACAACUUCCCGAGACAAGAAGCUGCGCGUUUGGGAUGUACGCCAGGAGAAGCCUGCGCAGGAAGUGCCCGGGCAUCCUGGAGCCAAGAACAGCCGCGCUGUUUGGAUGGGCGAGCAUGACCGCAUCGCGACCACGGGAUUCUCCCGCAUGAGCGACCGCCAGCUGGGUCUGUGGGAUCCCCGCAACCCCAGUGAGCCCAUUGGUGGCUUUGAGAUCCUCGACUCCAUCUCUGGUGUGUGCAUGCCAUUCUGGGAUGACGGCACACAGUGUCUGUACCUCGCAGGCAAGGGCGACGGCAACAUCCGAUACUACGAAUACGAGAACGACAAGUUCGAGUACCUUACCCAAUACACUUCGCCUAACCCCCAGCGUGGAGUCGCCUUCAUGCCCAAGCGCGGUAUCAACCUGCAUGACAAUGAAGUGCUUCGCGCAUUCAAGACAGUUAACGACACCUACAUCGAGCCCGUGUCCUUCAUCGUGCCCCGCCGAUCAGAGAUGUUCCAGAGCGACAUUUACCCGCCCACAACAGGCCUUAGGCCUGGCACAACGGCAGACGAGUGGUUCGGUGGAAAGACUGCAGUUCCUCCAAAGAUUUCGCUCGAGAGUGUUUAUGAUGGUGAAGCGCCGAAGGAAGUGCCAGCGGAGUCCAUCCCCAAGCCUUCGCAACCUGCAGCCGCAGCAUCCAAGCCCACUCCGGCUGCCACCAUUGAGAAGCCAGCGCAGUCGUCAGCACCCGCACCAGUCGCUUCACGCGGACCGCCGCCAACGAUGAAUGACAACAAGCAAUCGCUUGCUGCAGGCGCUUCCAAGUUUGCUGACGACGAUGUAUCCGACAAGGCGAGCGAGUCGAGCUUCGAGGAGGUGACCAAGCCUGUUUCACGCCACACAGCUACCGCUUCUCGCCAAGAAGAGAAGACUAGGGGUCCAGCGAUCACCAGGGACCCUGAGCCGACUCCCGCAAAGCCGACCCCUGCACCUACGAUGGCCCCAUCAGAGCCUGGCGCAACUUUGAAGUCUUCUGAGCACACCCCCUCAGCAUCGACCUCCGCUCCCGCAGCCAGCUCCGGCGGUCCUGCAUCGGCACUUCGUGACGCCCUCUCCGACAUCAAAUCUCAGCUGGAGCACCAGAACCGCGUCAUGUCCGACCAGUCCGACCAGAUCGCACUCCUUGUUCGCGAAGUCUCUCACUUGAAGGGCAAGCUCGGUUCACACGAGCCCUCAGAUCGCGAGAAGGACGAGCGCAUCCGGCAACUGGAGCUUGAACUCGAAGAAGCGAGGUCUUGA
Molecule: messenger RNA, 1863 nt
Organism: Parastagonospora nodorum SN15
Lineage: Eukaryota; Fungi; Ascomycota; Dothideomycetes; Pleosporales; Phaeosphaeriaceae
Exons: 8
Coding region: 1-1863 (620 amino acids)
Biological process (GO): actin filament organization
Molecular function (GO): actin filament binding
Source: RefSeq, a predicted model, not a curated record